Messenger RNA from Prunus persica (peach), 2934 nucleotides. RefSeq lists its product as uncharacterized. The record is from RefSeq and is a predicted model, not a curated record. The coding region runs from base 749 to 2356 and encodes 535 amino acids. NCBI's taxonomy places the organism in Eukaryota, Viridiplantae, Streptophyta, Magnoliopsida, Rosales, Rosaceae. The transcript has 7 exons.
GAGUACAACACGCAUAUGUCAUGUGUAAUUAUUAGACUAUUAAAUUAUGUUUUUUAAAAAAAAUCUAUGUGGAGGUGAACUUCACUUACCAUGUCACCCACUCAAUUGGUCCAUAUAUACGAAAUUACAAAACAUCCAUUUCAUGUCAUCGAAGUUAACAAACUUUUGAAUGAAAUUAACAUCAUAAGACAAAGUGGAACGUCAAAUCUUGAUCAGGGAAAAGAUUGCUGUCACCAUUUUCCCUGUUCCUCCAUGUCCCAUGCCUUAACUUAAAUAAAUUAUAUAUAAAAACUAAAAAAUAAAAACUAAAAAGAAAAUAAAAACUUCACGGCAGCCUCCCAAGUCACGACUCACCCCUAAUCUCAACGGCGGCAACGCCUCUCCUCCUCAUUUCCACCACCCUUUUUUCUCUUCCACAAUCUCUUAAUAAAAAUCCACAAAUCUUGCACUUUGAAUCAAAAUCCAGAAAUCUUUUGCUUUGAAUCCAAACCUAGAAAUCUUGCACUUUGAUCAAAACCAUGAAAUCAUUUUUGACCCAGAAACUGCAAUCCUUCAAUAAAACCAAAAAACCCCAUCCCAAAAUCUGAUCCCCACAUCAAUCUCAUGGAUUCAACAGCAACAACACCCGCUCAUUCUCGAUCUGGCCACUGUUCCGGACGAAAUCAGCCUCACGCCUUGGCCAACGCUUACAACACAAACCUCAAUCAUGAUCAAUGGUUCUUUGUAAGAUAGGAUUGGCGGCGCAGACAUGGAUGCUAUCUUGUUAGCUGACCUGAAUCUUGUGUCAAUGAUUCGGAAAGAGAGAGAAAAGAGGGACAUAGAGAGACAAAAAGAAUGGUUGGCCAGUGGUGAGGAGGAGAGGCGGUUCCUGCUCAGGUUGGUACUUGGAAUGGGUGGCUGUCAGAGUUUUGGGAGAAAAUCAAAGGCUUUAGACAAUCAGACAGCGCGACAUGCAAAUCCUACUUUCCAUGGAUGUACUUGUAGCCUUGUAGAGAUAGGGCAUGCCCCGCCACAGAGCAUGUUACGAAGAAGCCUCACUUUUUCCUCCUUCAACUCCCACAAGCACCUUAACAAAUCUGUUUUAUUGAGUGGGUGGCGUGGAAGGCCAUACGCCGGUAACGCUAACGCUGCAGCUGCAGAGGCAGAUGCAGAGGCAGAGGCAGAAGCAGAAGCAGUGGCAGAAGCACCAAAACGAAAUGUCCGCAGAGUUAAAGGGAAAAGGCUUUCCAAAGCGGAGCGCCAAGCUAUGCUUGAACCCUUUGUCAACAAGUACAGAGCAAUGAAUGCUGGGGCAUUCCCUACUGUUUCAUGUGCUCAGAAAGAACUGGGUGGCUCUUACUAUGUGGUAAAGGGCAUCCUUCAGGAGUUACAAUACAAAGCUAAGAUGUCACCCUGGUCUCCCGUAAGUGCGGAUAUGCCAAAACAAGAAGAAGUUAGAGAAAUUGAAUCUUUGGCUCAAGUUGAAGAGAAUUCAAACAGUCAGGUGUCAGUACAUGCCAGCACUGAAACUGAUUCUGAGGUGACAUAUGAUGCUGAUCUGCCAGGACAAGAGGGUGUUGGUGAAAUGGAAUCUUUGACUCAAUGUGAAGAGAAUUCAAUCUCUGAGGUGUCCGCAGAUGCGGGUGUUCAAAAUGAUUCUGAAGAGACAUAUGAUACUGAUCUUCCGGGACAAGAAGAAGUUGGAGAAAUUGAAUCUCUGACUGGAGUUGAAGAUAAUUCAACCUAUGGGGUGUCAGCAGAUGCCAGUGGCAGGCAUUUAGAAGCCAAUGAAGAGGCACAGGCUUCCUCCUCAGUUGAGAUCUUGUCUGAAGAGGUUAUCACUCGAGGAAGUGAUUCUGAUCUUGUUGCAACACAAAGUAAUUUUCUGAAAGUGGAUUCUGUGGAAUCUUCUUAUAAAGACCCUGAUGAACUUAGUAAUAGUAAGGAGGAAGCUAAGCAGAAUCUUUCUGGUUCUAUUUCUAAAGAAUGUCAACUGUCAGAAGAAAGAUUCGAGGUUGUUUCUUAUCCAUUUGGCAAAUCUGAGAAUAGUGAAAGAGCGGAAGCUGAAGCUGACAAACAAGAUUUUGUUGCAAAAGAAAAAGAUCUGCCAAUAGGGGAAGCUAAUAGAGCCUCUCUUCCAAGUUUUGGUGAUAUACAGGAUAUGAAAAAACAAGAACAUGCCUUAGAAGAUCUACCAGAUUAUGAUGAUUUAAAGUGUAAAAGAGAGAAAUAUGAAGAGAUCCCUCUGCCAGACAAACUUCCCAAAGACCUUCCUGGUAGGCAGGCUGAUGAUGCAGAGCCUUCAAGUAAAUCAACUCUAUGGGGGAAUAUGAAGUCAUUUGCGAAUGGCAUUAUCAGUAUCUUCAGAAAACUGUAAUCUUUGUCUCGUGAACUUUGGAGCCCCCUAUCAGCGGCUGUGUUUCUCCGAUGAAGGUGUCAACUAGAAAGUUGUUCCAGCAACAGAUGAAUGUAUCGGCCUAAAAACGGGUCAAAAGCUGACUGGUCGUGCUGCUAUAAUUGCGCAACCGCUGGCUUUUACAGCCAAAAUUGGAUGGGAACAUCGGCUUUUUUGGUUGGGUCUUUUGAGGAGAUGAUAGUGGAGGGUAUGACGAGCAACUUUUGUGAAGGACUCGUGGCCAAAAUAUGAAUGGACGGUGCCGAAAAGUGGCUGGAAAAACAAGGGGCUGUGCAGCCCUGUUUUUCACGUCUGAUAUUUAAACUCUUUUUUUGUUUUUUUUUUUUUGAAAACCCUAGAACUUUAAACCAACUUAACUUCCUCGUUUGAACUUCGAAUUACAUGCCGUUUGCGCCUAUGUGCUCAUGGAGAUGAGCUCAAUGUCCUGAUAUAAAUAAAAUUUCCGAAAUUAGUGCCAAACAAAAAUAGCUUGAAAUUCUUGGACAAAAAUGUUAAUGUACGCUAAAAUUUCGUAAUUAAUAAGAAGAGAUUUUUCGCAA